Asparagus officinalis (garden asparagus) is the source of this 2381-nucleotide messenger RNA. RefSeq lists its product as uncharacterized. Gene Ontology annotation, molecular function: transcription corepressor activity; zinc ion binding. The transcript has 9 exons. The record is from RefSeq and is a predicted model, not a curated record. Gene Ontology annotation, biological process: negative regulation of DNA-templated transcription; chromatin remodeling. NCBI's taxonomy places the organism in Eukaryota, Viridiplantae, Streptophyta, Magnoliopsida, Asparagales, Asparagaceae. The coding region runs from base 300 to 1994 and encodes 564 amino acids.
ACAUAUAAAACCCCUUUGUCUUUUCUCUCUUUUUAACUGAGACGAGAAACAAAAACCAAGCCCUAGCCCUUGAGAAGAAAUUGAGAGAGCGAGAGAGGGAGAGGGGGAGCAGUGAUCCUCUUUGUUCUCAUGGGGGUUUGCCUUUGUGGUGCUUUGUUACCUGGACCUGGAAAUCUUCAAUCAAGGCAGUGAGUUAACCCAAAACAGUUCAUAUGGAUUCCGUCUUAGACUUUCUUCCCUGAAAUAUGCAUGAGGAGGCAUUAUCAUCCCUUGGGUUCUCUUAACACCAGGAACAGAACAUGGAGCUAUUGGGUGAUCAGUUACCUUGUGGUGAAAUUUGGCAGAAGUCGUCGAGCAAUAAACCCCCUUUGAACAACAGUGGAAAAUCUACUACUAAUGGGGAAGAAGGAAGUAAAAUAACGUCCUCUGAAGUUGCGGAAAUUGCAAGAACUAGUUCUGAUAUUUCAGAUAAGGAUAUGUCCACCAACUUUGCAUCUAAAAGGGAUGGCUUUGUGUAUAAACGGACGCGGCUGAGGAGUAACACUAUUUUGCCGGAUAAGGAUAAGCUGACAAACUCUGCAUCUAAAUGGGAUGGCUUUGUGUAUAAAAGGAAGCAGCUGAAGAGGAACAAUAUUAUGUCUGAUAAGGACAUGUUCACCAACUUUGCGUCUAAAUGGGAUGGCUUUGUGUAUAAGCGGAGACAGCUGAGGAGGAACACUGUUACUUUGCUGUCAGAAAAAAAUGCAAUAGAUCAUGAUGAAGGAUGUAAUGGUCAUAAUUCGAGUGUAGUUUCCACAGGCAAUCCGUUGACAGUGCAAAAGAACGUUCUUCCCAAAGUUCCAGUAUUCACUAAAUGCGGUUCCUUCAGACAGUCUUUAGAUUGUGGAAAAUCAUCAAUUUCUGAGAACUAUGUACAGAAAUCCAAUGUCACUACCGGCUUGCAGAUUAUUGGGGCAAAGAAUUCAGCAUUACUUGAGUCAAAGCAAAACAACAGACUUUUUGUGGUUGCUCUUCCAGCGGAAAUAUCUGGUAUACACAUGAGCUCUUCGUCAUCAAAAUCAAACACUGCACGACAUUCGCCUAUCAUAAAGACUGAAGUAGACUGUGGGGAGUGCUCUUCAUCAGAUGCCAUUGUGAAAGAAUCACUUGAGGCAUUCACCUCAGCAAGGGAGUACUGCAUCUCUGUCCUAAGAGAGCAUGGGCUUCUUGUAGGGAUGAACACCACCCACACUUGUGCUUCUUCUGAAGUCCAGGGUGUCAAUGAUGAUAACAUUUCUCAACCUUGCAAAAUUUGUGGUCUGCCAGAAAAUCCACUGAAAAUGCUAAUUUGCGACCACUGUGAAGAUGCCUUUCAUGUCUCUUGCUGUCAGCCAAAACUAAAAAAGCUUCCAGUCGAUUAUUGGUAUUGUCAACCUUGUUUCAGAGAAAGACCCAAGGGCUUGUUGGAGAAGAGUUCUGGAAAGUCAGCUAACAUUUUGUCUGAGCACAUAUAUAGGGAGUCAGGAGGCCUUAUAUCAUGGAUGUUGAGAGACAAUGAACCGUAUAAGUCUGAUGUUCGAAUUGGCACAGCUUUUCAAGCAGAAGUUCCUCUGUGGACUGGACCGAUUUCAGAAGAUUGUAACUAUUUCAAUGAACACUUGGAACUGGAUCUUGCUGAAUGUGCCAGUCUCAAUGUCCGGAAUUCUGAAAACCCAUUACAAUCUACCUCUUUUGGUAACUGGAUUCAAUGUCGAGAAGUUAUACACACACACAGAAAAGACAAAGGCACUAUAUGUGGAAAAUGGCGCAGGGCUCCUCUUUUUGUUGUCCAAACACCAAAAUGGGAUUGUUCUUGUGCUGUCCUUUGGGAUCCAGUCCAUGCUGAUUGUGCAGUUCCUCAGGAGCUUGAAUCAGAUGUGAUUUCAGACCAUUUAAAAUACUUUGAGAUGCUGAGAUCACGGCUGAACAUCACAAGGCAGAUACCUCAGGAAUCAGGAACUAAUUAUCGUGAGUAGAAUUUGCAUUGUAUGCAGUGUUGAAACUGAGAAGACGCUGUAGACCUGACGUGCAUCUUGCUGGCUUGUACAGAAGAGCAAGUGAAUAUAUGUUUUCUUGAAGAGCUCCAGAGAUCUCCUCCGCAUCCAUUUUGUUGAUAAUCCAACUGACUCCAGCAAUACAAGGAAUCAUAUGUACGCAGUAAAUAGUGUGUCUAUAUGGUUUUAGUAAAUCAUCAGUAUUCGGAUGUGACAAGUGAGAAAUUUUGUAAUCACCACAGGGAAAAGGUAAUUUUGUUUUGAAUUGGAUUUCUUAGCAGAAAUGAGUGAAUGAGGAUGAGUUAACUGAGCUUCAACUUGUCUCGUACCGCCUUCGUUGUUGAUAUGAGUAUAGUGUUUAUUUUGUCA